This is a messenger RNA of Capsella rubella, 2638 nucleotides long. RefSeq lists its product as uncharacterized. Lineage: Eukaryota; Viridiplantae; Streptophyta; Magnoliopsida; Brassicales; Brassicaceae. Gene Ontology annotation, molecular function: oxidative RNA demethylase activity; ferrous iron binding; broad specificity oxidative DNA demethylase activity. Gene Ontology annotation, cellular component: cytoplasm; nucleus. The record is from RefSeq and is a predicted model, not a curated record. Gene Ontology annotation, biological process: oxidative RNA demethylation.
CCCACGUAAUUAAAUUACUGAUUGUGUGUUUUCGGAAUAUAAAAUUAUUUUAUUUUAAUCAAGGAAGGGCUUUUCGCCGACGUCGUAGAAGACGAUGCGACGGUUACCGCCGCCGAUGAAUCGAGGGUGCUUCAAUUACUAUGAAGUCUAUUUGUCGCUCGUUUAAUCUUUAUCCCCGCCACCACAUCCUCCUCUUUGGACUGUGCUCUCCGGCGGCGAAGAAGAUGAUGAGUUCUUCUUCUAGUCACUCUCCGAAGCAAACUACAUCGCUUGAAUCAUUCAACGAGCAAUUGCUCUGAGAACAACAUUGCUUCACCAAGAAGCCAGGUUGAUCUUCCUUGUACCCCAUCUGAUAGAGUUCACAAUUUUUCAAAACUGGUCAACCGGUAAGGAUGCUUUGUCUUUGCAGAGGAAUUUGGUAUGUAAAAAUAGGGAUCAAUUACCGACGCGGCGGAGACGACAGUCUUUGCGCUUAGUAGAGGGAGAAGUCAUUGGGACAACUCUUGAGCAUAAGGGUUCUAAUGGCUCACGAACAAGUAUGGUUGCUCUUGAUUCUACCAACACUUGUACUGAUCCCACCAAGACUUCACAAUCUCAAGUUUGGAAAUCCCCCAAGGACAGGAAUCACAGAGUUUCGGCAUGUAACAAGAUAAGUCCUAAGAGGAGACAUGAUUCUCUUUUCCACAUUUGUUCUUCUGUCCUUAAAAGAAACGAUUCAAGCACAACACCAUUUUUGGAGCAAGAAGCAAACCGGGAAACUGUUGAAGUUAGUAACAAUAACAAACACAGGGUCCUAAGGCCUGGAAUGGUUCUGCUUAAGGGCUUCCUCUCGCAUCAUGUACAGGUAAAACUGUGAAAAUCAACCUAAUCUACACAUAUAUCUAUCUUAUUUUUGAGCAAAGUAAAGAGCUCUAGUUUACCAAGAAAUAACAGAAAAGAAAUGAGCUCUACAUUCUACACAUUCAGUGUCUUGGUAGAACAGGCUAUCCGAGAAGCACAUGCUCUCAUCGUAAGAGAAUCAGGAGCAGAAGAUGCGGAGAGGAUACUUCCAGUGAUGUCACCAGACAUUUGUAUAGUCAACUUCUACUCAGAAACUGGAAGACUUGGUCUCCAUCAGGACUGAGACGAAAGCCAAGAGAGCAUAAUAAAAGGGUUACCAAUUGUCUCCUUCUCCAUAGGUGAUUCUGCAGAGUUUUUCUACGGAGAGAGGAGAGACGUUGAGGAAGCUGAAGGAGUAAUAUUAGAAUCUGGAGAUGUGUUGAUAUUUGGCGGGGAAUCUCGGAUGAUCCUCCAUGGCGUUAAGUCUAUCAUACCAAACUCAGCUCCCAUGUCUCUACUCUACGAGUCCAAGCUCCGUGCCGGACGUCUCAACCUUACUUCUAAUCAUACUGGUGGGUAAAUAAAAGGGAGAGAAGCACAUUGACUGAUGACUUUCCUCUUUCAUCUUCUUCUGUUGACUCUCUCGCGACGGAAUCCCAAAGAAUCGCAUCUCUCCUUCCACACUUGGUUUGGUUGCUGUCUGUCUCUCUUUGUUUCCGCCACCUCCCUCUCCGGUGCGCCUAGGGUUUCCAAUCUGAUACGCUCUUGGAGCUGGGUUCUCCUCUGCCUAGGCCAUUGGUGCAGCGGCUUUGCUGAUUGAUUUCGGCUUCUUCCGUUUGGAUUGAUGGCAUUAAGAGGAGACUUGAUGGUCUCCCAGUCUUCCGUUACCGUACUUGUCACCAGUCACCUCUACGACGACGACUGCGCCUCCUCCCCUCUGGAAGAUUCCCGCAUCUCCUCUCCCAGCUGCUCUCAGAAUCUCACCGCCACAAGCAUGGCAUACCGGCCUCAGACACAUUUACUUACAAAAAAAAAAUAUAUAUAUAUAUAUUUUAUGACUGGAAAAAAUCUCACUUCUCCAAUGUAUAGGCUUGUGUGCACCACGCGGCCUCAUCAGAGAAUGGAAAAAGUAGUUGGUCUCAGCUUUCAGCCUGGACUCGAUCCGGCAAAGAUUGUGAGUGCGUCACGUCACAAGCAGGUGACAUUCAGUUUCUUGAUCUGAGAAGAACAAAGGAGACAUACCUGACGAUAGACGCGCACAGGGGAUCACUUACUGCAUUCGGUGUUCACAGACAUGCUCCAAUCCGGUUCAGCAAAACAGAUUGUUAAAGUGUUCAGCUUUAAGGGAGAACAACUUGGGAUCAUAAAGUACCACACGUCUUUCAUGGCCCAGAAGAUUGGCCCAGUCAGUUGCCUAGCGUUUCACCCUUAUCAGGUCUGGCUAGCUGCAGGGGCUGCUGGGUCCUUCGUCUCCUUAUACACCCACCACAACACACAACCUCCAAGAUAGAUAGAUCAUGACAAGUAGUAAGUGCAAGGUGAUUUCAGAACUAGGUAAAAUUGGGUCUUAUUUAUAACAUUAUUUUUUAGCCUCCGAUGAAAAGAUGCAAGCAACACUAAUUGAGGGAGGCUUUGCCAGAUAAAUUUGUGGGUCUCUCUAUUUUACUCAUGUAAAUGUGUUGUAAAUAGUCUUUUAUGUGUGUAUUUUCUUAAAUCUUCGUAUUUCUCCGUUUUGUCAUUAUUUGCCUAUUCAUAUUGUGUAAAGAAAUGGACACAAUAUGUAAUCAUAGAAAGAAAGUUAGAUCACUGUGUAAUUUAA